Messenger RNA from Drepanopeziza brunnea f. sp. 'multigermtubi' MB_m1, 1035 nucleotides. RefSeq lists its product as uncharacterized. Gene Ontology annotation, cellular component: cytoplasmic exosome (RNase complex); nuclear exosome (RNase complex). NCBI's taxonomy places the organism in Eukaryota, Fungi, Ascomycota, Leotiomycetes, Helotiales, Drepanopezizaceae. Gene Ontology annotation, molecular function: mRNA 3'-UTR AU-rich region binding. Gene Ontology annotation, biological process: nuclear polyadenylation-dependent mRNA catabolic process; U1 snRNA 3'-end processing; TRAMP-dependent tRNA surveillance pathway. The record is from RefSeq and is a predicted model, not a curated record.
AUGGCAUCCGCCGGCCCUCCCUCGACACUAUCUUUCCCCAGAGAAACUUUCGCAAAGCUCUCUCCUCACCCAUACCUCCUCGCGCAUCUCCAGCCGUCUUCCUCGAAUGUCCCAUCCACCCGCGCAAACGGCAGAACACCAACCCAGUUCAGAACCCCACACAUCAACAAUGGCUCGCUGACACACGCCGAGGGCAGCGCCGUGGUACGGAUAGGGGAUACGACUGUAGUCUGCGGUAUUCGGGGCGAGAUCUUGCUUGCUAGCAACGUGGCGGGGUAUCGAGUAGACAACGCGACGACAGCGCCUUCGGCCCAACCUGGAUACAAUGAGGCGAAGGAGUUGGAUUUGCUGGUUCCCAAUAUCGAGCUAGCUACCGGAUGUUCACCAGCAUUCAUGCCAGGUCAGCCCCCGAGUACGUUGGCGCAGAGCCUGAGUACGAGGAUCUAUUCGCUUCUGCAUUCGAGCGGCUUGGUUGACGGCGAGGAAUUGAGAAUAUGGUAUCAGCCACCGGACCUUGGCGACCAAGACCGGAUGGAGGAAGAUGAUCCAGAGGACCUAGAGCCCGAGGUCAAGGCGUUCUGGGUCCUGUACAUCGAUAUCCUGUUCAUCUCACUUGACGGAAACCCCUUCGAUGCGGCAUGGGCGGCGGUGGUAUCAGCUCUGAAGGAUGUGCGUUUGCCAAAGGCUUACUGGGAUGCAGACCGGGAGAUGAUUCUUUGCGAAGACUCCGUGUCGAUUUCGAAGAAGCUCACGUUGAGAGGCAUGCCGAUUGCUGUCACAACCUUGGUUUUCAGGGCGAAGGAGCAAAUACAGGGUCGGGACAAGAAACACUGGAUAUUGGUUGACCCGGACACAUUUGAGGAGGGACUAUGUGACGAGAAUGUUACGAUCGUCGUCGAUUGUGGGGGUAAGAAGACUAAGUUACUGGGCAUAUCAAAGUCUGGUGGGACGAUUGUUGGAAGCGAGGAGAUGGGUGAACUGGUGGGCUUGGCUGAGAAGAGGUGGAAGGAACUCAGCACGCUACUGGAACGAUGA